CAUUCUUAAGCACCUACCGCUCCCCUCCUCCUACCUUCCUCUGAGACACCACUCGUAACCCCCUUCCCCCUCGUAUAAGAAUCAGUGCAUCGCGUGUGUCGAGACCAGUGCCAAACGGGUUGUGAUUCUGUGCGGACUCAGUUUUUCAAGUGUGAUCCCCGCCGACUCGACUAAUCUCGCCCAAUCUCCUCCCCUCGUGUCGUGGACGCAUCCUCCUCCUGUCGUGUUCGCGUCUCCCUCCUUCUCGUUUCGUUCCCUUUCGUUCCCUUCCCGACACGCGAGUAUACACGCGACGUGUAACAACUGGCCGAUUCGUCUAUCGAUUCCAUCGCCCAUCCAUCCAUCCAUUCGUCCGUCCGUCCGUCCGUCCAUCGCGCGAGUACACGCUCGAUGACAAGGUAUCACUGACCCGCGGCAGUCAGAGUACGCGGGGAUACACGCGAGAGGAUAGAGGAUAGGUCUCGCUCGCUCCUUGGUCGCCACGCGCCACCGCGAGUGUGCUUGCCUGCCUGCCUGCCUGCCUGCCUGCCUGCCUGCCUGCCUGCCUGACUGCCUGCCUGCGUGCCACGAGAGUGAUCGUCGUCACAAGUGCUAUGCGAAUAUGACGGUUGGCGAGGAUACGGCGAUCGCUCACGAUCGAGGGGAAAUCGCGAUGGAGGCGAUCCUGGUUCGCGACCAAAGGACCACUUCGCACAGAGUUCUCGAACAUGGAACGUCGCCGAGUAAACCGAUGGGGGCCGAUUGCCCCGGCGUCGGGCCUACCGAUACCAAAUGGUACAAAAGAAUUCUGGAUAAGAGAAGCUUCCUAUACGAAGCUGCGAUUAGUCCGACGAUAGAGAGAAACGAACGGAACGAGAGACGCUUAUCCCGUGAUUCCGCGUGUCCUGUACCUGCUUUUUACGACGAUCGAGGGAUACGAUCGAGACGCAACCCAUCGUCAGACGUCACCGCGACCACGUGGCUCAGGUUAGGCAGUCUUUUGGUGAUCUUGCUGGUGGUCUCGGUGCACGCCGCUCCAGCGAUGACCCUCGAGGACAGACGACUGAGCUCGACCCCCAAGUGGGUGAAUCCUUGCGGCCUCGCGGCCGAAGAUUUUACCGGAGAUUUGGAAGUGGUGCAGCUUACGGAUUCGCAGCUCCUUCAUCAGGUCGUCGUUCAAGCGAAAACAGCGCUGAUGCACGCCAUACUUUUUCGCGACGAUUACGCUAGAAGAACGUACAAAAUCGACUUUGCCGAUCUACAUUCGACCUUUAAAGAUCAACAUUACGAUUGGCUUCCUGGCCCGAACGAAAUUCCCAAGGAACUAGGAGAGAACCUGAAUCAAGAAUACCUUGACAGAUUAGAACUCGAUACAGCCCUCAUCGACGCGUAUGAAUACAUGCAAAAGUAUGCCGUGGGUCUGGAACAGAUAGUUUGGGAUCAAGAGGAUCUUCAACUUGAGUUUCGCAAGCAAUUUAAGGAGACCGAAUACAAACUGCGAACGGUGCUGUGCGAGCUGCAGGUAGCGCUAGUGGAACGUCAACUGUCGUCACGGCCGGACGUGACACGGGACAUCAUGAAGUCUGAUUUCCGGAAAGUGUCAUCUUCGGAGACGUUUCGAAAUUUGCGCGAUUGGUUGAUCUUUCGGGAUUACAUGAACGGGCUGGAAUACGUGGUACAGGUGUUCGAACACCUACGCCGCGGACUUCAAUCCUGAGGGUGGCAAGGCGGAAGCCGAAGAAGGGCUACCAGGCGACGACUCGCCCAUCUCAGGAAACCGGACCAGCCCUACCUGGAUGGCCAUCUCUCGUCAUAAGAUCGGAGAAGAAAACAGGGGAAGAACCUCCAGGCGGUUCUCCAAGCAGGUCAGGGGCUUAUUUAACCCGUCUCGGUUCCAGUCGGAUGUGCCUCGAACGGCGACGAUCGGCCUGUCCGUCGGUCACCGGAUCAUCACCCAGUGUCGAACAACCGCGAAUAUAAAGUGAAACCGAUGGAUAUAUAUAUUCGUUCCAACCUGUGAAACGUGUGAAACGCGCGCCCGCGCGUGUGUGUGUGCGUGUAUACAUACAUAUAUAUAUAUAUAUAUAUAUCUCUGUUGCGAGUUGUCGUUGACUAAUCGCUAAGUGACGUUUUUUGGAAAAACGUUGACGAGAGAAUCGUGAAAGAAAAAUCGUGUCCACGUUUCCCCGUCCAUCUUCUACUACACGUAUACACGCACAUACACCUAUACACGAACACACACACACACAUGCCAUCGUCAUCGUCAUCGAGAAGAUCAUCCGGAGAUGCAUCCGGCGAAGAAGUGAGAACAGCAGGAAGAAGAGGAAGAGUCGUACGAUGAUCAACAGCCCGUUGGCUUUCGCCGCUGUAAAUUCGUAAUUCGUGUGCGAGAUAUAUACAUACAUACAUACAUAUAUAUAUAUAUAAAAUAUUGAAUUUCGCAUGCAUUUAUGCUAGCACGCGUUCCAUUGUGUGUUCCACGCGUGAAAAAUCCAUAUCCAAAGUAUAUAAUAAUCGUAACGUGAAAAGGAAUAUUGAUCGAUGACGGAUCGAAGAGGAAGAAGGAGUUUUAGAGAAGCAGUUUUUCGUCUUACCGUUCGUCAAUGAGAUUUUCCAUCGUCGGUUCAACGUAUUGUAUUUAGUUUCUCGCAUCGUUUGAUAGAGCUGCUUUUCCCCCCUCCCAUAUUUUUUUUUCUAUUUUCGACGAGUAAAUCUUUUUUUUUAUUAAAAUUACUCUUACAACGUUUUACCGGUGGACGCCUAGCUUUCUCCUUUUAUUCGUUAUUUCGACGAUAUCUAAUUUUUAAUCUUUAUAACGGAGAGUCAUUUUUAAUCGGCAAAAUUGUUCAAAAUAGAAAGAUUCGAUUCGAAAUGACGGAUCAUCGAUGAAGAUGGAAUCGUCGAUAAUCGUUCAUUUCGUACGUCUAAAAUACAUCUAUUUUAUUUUGAAUAGUUCUCCCCUUUAGAAAUGACGAUCUGUGUAUAUUUAUAUACAUAUAUAUAUAUUAUAUCGUUUUAUCUUGUUGGAAUAUUUCGAAAGCAGCGAUAUCAAGGAAGCGCGCGAUUCGAGGAGAUUCUUUUUUUUUUUUUUUAUUCAGGGAUCGGUUGAGAAACGAGGGGAAAGGAUAAGACGUGAAAGAGAUCGUGCCGAAAGGGGGAAGGAAGGAUUCGGAGGGAAUCCGUUUAAACGAGCUUGUACACCGCAGCGGUGUUAUUUAUCCUAAGUAUACAAGAAUAAUACAGUAUUCGCGCUUUAACUUAGAUUAUUCGCGUCGUAUGAAAAUAAAUUUUACGCGUACGUUUGUCGCGUGUAUCGCCACGCCACGCGAGCCGAGGAAACACGAGCACAAAAUCGUUGACAAUCGUUCAACGGAUCGAAACGCAAAACUUUCGACGAAUCGUUCGCGCCCCGUUCUUAAUCCUAUGUAAUAAUUUAUUAUCUAACUGUAAUAUUAUUAUAUUUGUAUUUAUUCAGAUUAUUUAUUUUAUUUUUGUAAAGAUUUUACAUGUCCGAUUAACUGUAUUUAAAGUGUCUAGUUGAGCUUAAAAUUAUCUAGAAGUAUAACAGAGAUACAGAAGGAUAUAUUAUUAUAAUUAUAAUUAUUAUUAUUAUUAUUAUUAUUAUAUUAUUAUUAUUAUUAUUAUUAAUUAUUAUUAUUAUUAUUAUUAAUAUUAUUAGUAGAAUUUUUUAAUAGUAUCGUAGGGGAAGAAGAAGGAAACGCACCGAAGCGGCCGACGCCAUUUUACGUUACGCGCCGCGCUGCUGCUGCAAUCUCCCUUCGCUUCACGUAUCUUUUCACGGUAUGCGGAUAUAGAAAUUUAUUUGAAGGAGAACGAUUGGCAAGAAAUUCGUUUCUCUCGUUAUUUUUUAUUCGUUGCGAGGAUUAUAUAUGCUGGCACGGUGAAAAGAAAAGCGUAAAAAAAAAAACAAAAACAAAAACAAAAAAAAAAACAAAAAUGAACAUUCGGUCAACGUUAAAUCGAUUUUUUUUUAUCCGACAUUGAUUCGAUGGAUGGCCUGUUGGAAAAAUCUCUUUUCCUUCUUUUUUCUUGUUCUUUUUUCUUUUUCUUUUUUUUCCCCUUCUUUUAUACAUAUAUACAAAGAGAGAAAGAGAGAGAGAGAGAGAGAGAGAGAGAGAGAGAGAGAGAGAGAGAGAGAGAAAGCUUCAUACUUCCGUUUUAGAUCUAACGAUAUCCGAGGCUGUUGCGGACCGAACGAAACGCGAUCUUCUACGAUAUCCGAAAGCGCUAUUUUAUCUUAAAAUUAUCUUUUAAUCCGGAGAGAAAUUUUAAUCGUUCGACCCAAUUCCAUUUUAUCGCUAUCGAUUUUUCUAUCUUUUUAUCCAAACUUUUCCUUUUUUUUUUUUUUUUUUUAUUUCAUCGACUUUCGUGUCUAGAAGAGAGCGUCGCGUUAAGUUUUGGCGUCGAUAUUUGCUCGAAGAAUAUAUUUGGCCGACCUCACAAAUUUUUCGUACUUACGAUUUAUCCUCGAAGCUUAGCAUAUUACAAGAUUUAAGUCCAAAUGUUGUGUCUUGUGAGAAAAAAAAAAAAAAAAAAAAAAAAAAAAAAAAAAAAAAAAAAAAAAAAAGAAGAUAAAAGUCGUCGUACCUUUUACGUCACGUUUUAAUUCUCGCGUGAUUGGCGGCCUAUAAGCUUACCGUAGGUAGAAGAAAUUGAUAGAAGAAAAAAAAUUCACGGGUUAAUCGCACUGUGUGAUUUUCUUUUCUUUUUUUUUUUUUUCUUCUCUUAAGUGUACGCGAAUUAAACGAAAAUUUGAAUUUUCAUAUCAUCGUAUCUGUGAUAUGCAUCGCCUCUCGUAAACAUUUAUCAUCUUUGAAUCGCACUAUCCGAGUCUUCUGCCGAGGGAGAAGUACCAGAGAAGCCAGAGCGCGUGUGUGAUUUAAUUUGAAAUAACAAGAGAGAGAGAGAGAGAGAGAGAGAGAGAGAGAGAGAGAGAGAGAAAGGGAGAAAAAGGCCGAUCUAUGUGGCAAUGUCGAUCUCAUAAAUCGAUCUCGAAUACGCAUUUUCCAUUUUUAUCACCACGCACAUUUUAUAUGUUUUUUUUUUUUUAUUUAAUAGUUAUUUAUCGUUUAAAAGUAUCGAUCAUUUUCUAGCAUCUUUUUCAUUUUUUUAAAAUAAGAAAGACUGCCACGUUUAAGUUCGAAACCGUUUCAAACAAUCGAGAUUAAUAUUUAAAAAUUAUUGUUCGUGCGAUCGGAAAAUUUUUUUUUUUUUCUUUUUCAACGAACUCAGUCUCAAUCAAAUUCGAUG
Messenger RNA from Apis mellifera (honey bee), 5250 nucleotides. RefSeq lists its product as uncharacterized. The transcript has 5 exons. The coding region runs from base 602 to 1696 and encodes 364 amino acids. Lineage: Eukaryota; Metazoa; Arthropoda; Insecta; Hymenoptera; Apidae. The record is from RefSeq and is a predicted model, not a curated record.